Fukomys damarensis (Damara mole-rat) is the source of this 1759-nucleotide messenger RNA. It is a transcript of the gene Thy1, whose product is annotated as Thy-1 cell surface antigen. Lineage: Eukaryota; Metazoa; Chordata; Mammalia; Rodentia; Bathyergidae. The coding region runs from base 99 to 584 and encodes 161 amino acids. The transcript has 4 exons. The record is from RefSeq and is a predicted model, not a curated record.
GGUGCUGGGUGCAGCAACUCGAGGCGGCAGCUUCGCGUCCGGAGGAAGCUGCGGCGGCGGAGGACGGGGCCCAGAUCCAGGACAGAGCUUUUGGCACCAUGAACCCAGCCAUCGGCAUCGCCCUCCUGCUGGCAGUCUUGCAGGUGUCCCGAGGGCAGAAGGUGACCAGCCUAACAGCCUGCCUAGUGAACCAGAGCCUUCGUCUGGACUGCCGCUAUGAGAAUACCACCACUUUGCCUGUCCAGUAUGAGUUCAGCCUGACCCGUGAGAAAAAGAAGCACGUGCUGUUUGGUACUAUGGGGGUGCCUGAGCAUGCAUACCGCUCCCGGACCAACCUGACCAGCAAUUACAAAAUCAAGGUUCUCUACCUGGCCAACUUCUCCAACAAGGAUGAGGGGACCUACACAUGUGAAUUGCGCAUCUCUGGCCAGCAAUCUGCCCCCAACUAUAAGAAUGUCUCUGUGCUCAGAGACAAACUGGUCAAGUGUGAAGGCAUAAGCCUGCUGGCGCAGAAUACCUCGUGGCUGUUGCUGCUCCUGCUCUCGCUCUCCCUCCUCCAGGCCACAGAUUUCAUUUCCCUGUAACUGUAUGGGCCCAUGGAGGAUACAGGAAGCCGCAAGGCCCAAUGCAGAGAUCCGGCUUCUCUGAGUUGGCUGACCCCCUCCCCAGGCCCUCACACAUAUUGGGGAGUAAAAGCGACCCCACCCCCUAUGAGGAACCCCAGCGCUGCAUGCCAUCAUCUACCCACUUCCCCCUCUCCGCACACCACUGGCUGUCUUUUUGUACUCUGUUCCAGAGCUGCUUCUGUCUGUUUUAUUUAAGGGUUAUCCUUCCUUUUCUUUGGGAGUGUGUGACAAGAGAAGCUAGGAUAGGGAACUGGAUGGAGUGUGAGGGUACGUGAUGGGAGUGAGGGGGACCAGUCCCUGGGGCAUGAUCAUCCUUGCCCACCUGGACCAGAGGCCUGGGAGAGACCUGGGUAAGGAGGGAAUGGGUGUGUCUGGGCCUAACCUGGAUGGGCUGUGUGCUGAGACUUUUUCCAGCAGGCAGCGGGUAGCACCUUCAGACCCCAGGUGUGAGGGCUCCGUGAGCAUGUGUGACUCCUCACAUGAGGGUAACCUGAGCAUCUCCAGGAACAUGCUCAGUCACAGCAGAAAAAGUCCCUCUGGCUACGAUAGACGUUCCCUAGGGCCUUGAGCCAAGGGUGCUGCCCAUUGAAGAUGCAGAUUCAGUGGGGAGCAGCAGCACUAAUACAAGCUUGAGGGAGGGGUUAGAUAGUGAGAGUCCAUUGGCUCGCCUCACCUCAGGAAGCUGAAAAUGUGAGCCUGUUGUCCUCCGUUGUACCACCAGUUGAGAAGGUGAUGGAGGACAAUGGCCCCCAGCUGUCCCAAGCUCCCAAGAGCUCUGUCCCACAGGCUCAAAACUGAGGGGUUACCCAGAGCCCCACAGAGUUUGGACCAAGUUUCCAAGGGAGGCUCUUCAUUCCUUCCCCAUCACUGCUGGCUCUGCUGGCUGGGCCCCAAACCCCCAGACAGCCCCUGCCCCGCAGGCCUAUCUCCUCAGAGUUCUUGGGUGACCUGAGAUAGGCCCUGGAGUGACACCCCAGGGUGGCACACUCCUUGGGAAACGGCUUUUCCCAACACCCAGCUCCCCACCCGGUGGCUCUGCCCAUUGUGUGACCGUGUAUAGUGCCACCACAGCUUCUGGCAUCUCAUUGAGGAAAAAGAAAACUGCACAAUAAAACCAAACCUCUGGAAUCUGU